This is a messenger RNA of Callithrix jacchus (white-tufted-ear marmoset), 5205 nucleotides long. The record is from RefSeq and is a predicted model, not a curated record. NCBI's taxonomy places the organism in Eukaryota, Metazoa, Chordata, Mammalia, Primates, Cebidae.
GCCCUGGAAGUCAGAUGUCUGGGUCCCCAGUGGAGCAGAAUCCAAGGCUCUUGGGGAGGGGUUCUAUCUGGAACCCCCUUGGAUGGCGGAGUGAUGCUGGGAGAUUUAGCUACUGGCCUGCUAGGCAGUAAGGAGUUAAAUGGCUCUUUUGUCACCUGAGCCGGGCAUCAAAUGGCCUGGUCCAGGUCCUCUUGGAAGGGGCGGAGCCAGGCCUGUCCUGGGCCUCUCCUGCAGCCUCAGGCCCAGUGACUCCAGCGGAGGAGCUCUGGGAUACUCUUAUCGAGGGAAGAGGUCUUACCGGCUGCCCUCACCUGACUCUGUGUCCCCAGGCCCCCAGCCAUGGCCCUAUCCCUGCCUCUGGGCACUGGACUUGGCUCAGAGCCCCUCAGCCACCCCCCAGGAGCCCCUAGGGAGCCGGACUUUGUUGGACCUACGGUCUGCCCUGCUGCCGGAGAGGAGAGCACCAGCCCAGAGCAGGCCCAGACCCUGGAACAGGACGCCUUGGGCCCUCCUGAGCACUUCCAGGGUGGGCCAAGGGGUAAUGAGCCCACCGCUUGUCCCCCAAGAUGGUCAACACCCUCUUCCCAUGAGGACCCAGCUGGGGGCAGACAUUGUGAGGAGCUUUGAAAACCUGGAAGGCCCCCCAGUGGGAGCGACCCUGGUGCAGACAGACCUGGAGAUGGACUCUGCUGCAGAGAAAUUUCCAGAAGCUUACAGAAGAGGGGCCCUCCAGGCGGACCUACGAGGGGCAGCUGAGCGUGUGGAGGCGCUGAUAACGUUUGGUGAGGGGCUGGCACAGCGAAGUGAGCCGGGGGCCUGGGCAGCCCUGGAGCAGAUCCUGCGGGCCCUGGGAGCUCACCGAGACACCAUCUUCCGGAGGCUCUGGCAGCUGCAGGCCCAGCUGGUCAGCUACAGCCUGGUGUUCGAGGAGGCCAACACACUGGACCAAGACUUGGAGAUCGAGGGAGACUCGGACUGGCCAGGACCUGGUGGGGUGUGGGGGCCCUGGGCACCCAGUAGCCUUCCCACUUCCGCAGAAUUGGAGUGGGAUCCGGCGGGGGACAUUGGGGGCCUUGGGCCCUUAGGACAAAAGACUGCCCGGAUACUAGGAGCGCCCUGUGAGCUGUGUGGCCACAGAGGCCCCCAGGGCAGGGGACAAGGCCUUGAGGAACCACACUCCUCUCACUCCCGACAGGACAUGCUGGAGUCCAGCCUCAGCCACCGAAGAAAACACUUAGCAGGUCACCGAAGACGCUCCCUGCUCCGAAAGCCUCAGGGCUCCGGAUCCCGCACCCAGGUGGCCCCUGACCUUCCUCCUUAUCCUUUUCCUUCUCUUCCUCCUCCUGGUGGGUGCCAUGUUUCUUCUGCCUGUGUCAGGAGGCCCCUGCUGCUUUCACGCCCGAAUGCCCCGGAUACCCUACCUGGUGCUCAGCUAUGUCAAUGGUCUCCCCCCAGUCUGAUGUGUGUAAUAAAUGGUCACUGUCAGAGAAAGUGUGAGGAUACUGGGUGCUUGCCUAGCCAGAAUCUAGAAUGUGGCCUGCAUAUGUCUGAACAGACCCUUUUGCCACGAGCACAGAGCACAGAACUGCAUCAGCCCAUCUUGGCUGGAGCUGCUCCAGACCCUGACACAAGGGGUCAAAUACCAGUUCUUUAUUUAGGUGUGGCAGAGGAGCCAAGAUGUAAGCUCAGGAAGGGAGAAAGCCAAUACUGGGUGAGUUACUGGUUGCUGCUCUGGGCACCUGGGGUGCCAUGCCAUUGGGGAGCUCUGGGAAAUUGUGGAACACAGUUCAAACUGGUUCUACCCUAGGGGCAAAGAAGUUGUGGCUUUUUUUUUUUUUAACAGAGUCCUACUCUGUUGCCCAGGUUGGAGUGCAGUGGUGCAAUCUCAGGUCACUGCAACCUCCGCUUCCAGGAUUCAAGCAAUUAUUCUGCCUCAGACUCCAGAGUAGCUGUGAUUAUAGGCGUGUGCCACCAUACCAGGCUCCUUUUCGUUUGUUUGUUUUGUUUUUUUUUUGACACAGGGUCUCAUUCUGCUGCUCAGGUUGAAGUGCAGUAGCUUGAUCUUGGCUCAUUGCAACCUCUGCCUCCUGGUUUCAAGCGAUUCUCUGGCCUCAGCCUCCCAAGUAGCUGGGACUACAGGCACGUGCCAUCAUGCCUGGCUAAUUUUUGUAUUUUUAGUAGAGACAGGGUUUUGCCAGUUGAUCAGGUGGGUCUUGAACUCCUGACCUCAGGUGAUCCACCCACCUCAGCUUCCCAAAGUGCUGGGAUUACAGGCAUGAGCCACCAUGCCCAGCUUAGUUUUUGUAUUUUUGUGAGCUACCGUGCCUGACCCACAUUUCUAUACUAGCUCUCAUCUCUCAUCGUUGAAGAGUUUUCCCGGACAUUUUAACGCCCCAGUAUUCCCAGCCCUCUGGCCUGUGAAGGUCCCUCCCUGAGGCAAAGCAGCACAGGUGCUUGCCUGAAGCAGGCACAGGAAGGUGCAGGUGAUACGGGGGGAGCUGCUGUCGGCAUCUGCUGUGGCCUGACUUGCAUCCUUAGAUGUGCUCGUUCAAAUAUUCCAUGUAGCGGGCUCCUGGGUUGGGCCAUCACUGACUCAGGACUGUGAAAUCCCUCUUCCCGCUAUCUUAACAACACCAGGCUAAAUUGCCUAUAGUCCAGUCUCCCCAGAGCUUAAGGUAUCGGGACAAGAGGUAGGGGCAGAAUGAGACUCAAGAACAGAUGCAGGAGCCCUGUGUGGGGCCCCAGAAUGCACCCUUCACACAGAUCUGGGCUCCUGUAAUUCUCAAAACUGCUAGCAAUGUGGCCCCACUUUACAGCAUAGGAAAUAGGCUCAAAGAGGGGAAGUCACUGGCCCAGGCCACACUAGUGAGAGCCCAACUCUCACUGACAUUAAAACAGAAAUGGGAAUUAAUUAAUUUAAGACUGAGUUUCUCUCCGUCACCCAGGCUGGAGUGCAGUGGCGCGAUCUCGGCUCAGAUCGCUGCAACCUUGGUCUCCUGGGUUCAAGAGAUUCUCCUGCCUUGUCUCUGAGUAGCUGGGACUCCAGGCACACACCACUGCACCUGGAUAAUUUUUGUAUUUUUAGUAGAGAUGGAGUUUCACCAUGUUCGCCAGGUUGGUCUCCAACUCCUCACCUCAGGUGAUCUGCUUGCCUUGGCCUGCCAAAGUGCCGGGAUUACAGUCAUGAGCCACCGUACCCAGCCUGGGAAUUUAUUUAUAUAGGUAACAGAAGUUCAGGACUUCAGGACUGGGUACAGUGGCUCACACCUGUAAUCCCAGCACUUUGAGAGGCCAAGGAAGGAUCACUUGAGCCCAGCAGUUCAAGACCAGCCUAGGCAACAUAGUGAGACUCUGUCUCUAUAAACAACAAAACAAAAGAAAAAUAUAAAUUAAGGACUUCAGGCAUAGUUAGAUGGUAAGGCUCUAAUGCUGUCUCUUGUCUCUCAUUUCUUUCCUCUAUUUUGGCUUCAUUCUUAUCCUAGCAAUGGCCUGAGUGACCCUCAAAACCUCCAGCCAUACGUAGCUGAGUCCAAGUCAUAUAAUUCACUGCACAACAGGCAGUAAGUAGAGAAAAGUGUUGGGGCGAAGAAAGCAACUUCAUACGAGGCCAGGUGCAGUGGCUCACGCCUGUAAUCCCAUCACUUUGAGAGGCUGAGAUGGGUGGAUCACCUGAGGUCAGGAGUUUGAGACCAGCCUGGCCAAUGUGGUAAAACCCGGUCUCUACUAAAAAUACGAAAAAAAAAAAAAAGAAACCCCGCUGUGGUGGCAUGUACCUGUAGUCCCAGCUACUCAGGAGGCUAAGGCAGGAGAAUUGCUUGAACCUGGGAGGCGGAGAGUGCAGUGAGCCAAGACUGCGCCAUUGCACUCCAGCCUGGGUGACACCGUCUCAAGAAAAAGGCAAGCAACUUCAUUUGGAGACACAGCAAACCAAGAAGAUGGCAGACUAGUGUCCUAAAGAACCAUCUCAAGUUUGUAUAAAUUUUAGGUUUCUUUUUAUGCUAAGGGAAGAGGGUUGAGGUUAGAAGGUAACCAAUGGGCUCGCGCCUUGGUGGCUCACGCCUGUAAUCCCAGCACUUUGGGAGGCCGAGGCAGGUGGAUCAAAUGAGGUCAGGAGUUUGAGACCAGCCUGACCAACAUGGUGAAACUCCAUCUCUACUAAAAAAUACAAAAUAUUAGCUGGGUAUGGUGGCGUGUGCCUGUAAUCCCAGCUACUUGGGAGGCUGAGGCAGGAGAACUGUUUCAACUUGGCAGACAGAGGUUGCAGUGAGCCAAGAUUGUGCCAUUGUACUCUAGCCUGGGUGACAAGAGCAAAACUCCAUCUCAAACAAACAAACAAAAAAGGUGACCAAUGACUAUAGACAUCUCGAUGCCAGAAGAAAACUUCUUUGAUGAUGCCGGUCAGGUCACAUAAAAUAUUCUUGUAAAUCUUUAUUAUAACAUUGUUACUUGUGAGUACAAUUUCCUAUCUCCUGGUGGGGUGGUUAGUUUUGGGAAAGGGACGGUUAUUUUUUUCUAAAGUUGAACUACAAAUUCCUUCUAUAAUUAGCUUGUCUACACCCAAAGCUAAGCAGAAGCUUUUAACCUAAAGGAUAUUACUGCAGGCCAUCAGAUGCAAAAUGGAGUCAGUCAUUCUAAGCCUCCCUCCACUGUGACAUACACACACCACCAAUUUAGCAGCCAAUAGUAGAGUCACUGUUCCUUUGUAGUUCCAACCAAAGUCCCAAGGCUGCUUCUCUGGCUUCAGUCACAUGCCCCACCUUUGCUGGGGGCUGCAGUCAGCCCUGCCCUAACCAUGUGGACUGAAAAUGGCAGAAGGGUGGGUAUCAAGAGAGUAUCAAGUUGUUGCUACUGGAAGAGGGGAACAGACACUGAUGGAGUGGGGGAAGCUGCAGAUUCUGGGAGAGACUCCAGAUUCAGGGAAAAGUCAGGACACAAACGGGAUUUGUCCUGUUUCAAAGGCCAGGCCGAGACUCUGGCAUCAACCAGAGAGGAGGUAUUGGUUCCCCCUGAGAUCACCAGCAAAUAGAGGGGACAGACUUGGCAAUAUUGACCCAAGAGGCAGUAAUGGAGCACAUCUGUGUCAUUCAUUCAUUUAAUAAACAUUGACAGUCUGCUAUGAGUCAGGUCCUGGUCAAGGAACAGAGACAGGACAGUAAACAAGAUGGAUUAAAAUCCAGGUCCUUCUGGAGCUUGGGGAGAUUGACC